Lutra lutra (Eurasian river otter) is the source of this 5853-nucleotide messenger RNA. RefSeq names its product rubicon autophagy regulator (gene RUBCN). Gene Ontology annotation, cellular component: late endosome; early endosome. The transcript has 22 exons. Bases 192 to 3251 code for a protein of 1019 amino acids. Gene Ontology annotation, biological process: negative regulation of endocytosis; negative regulation of autophagosome maturation. Lineage: Eukaryota; Metazoa; Chordata; Mammalia; Carnivora; Mustelidae. The record is from RefSeq and is a predicted model, not a curated record. Gene Ontology annotation, molecular function: phosphatidylinositol phosphate binding.
UGGGGGUGGCAGGGCUAGAAACCGCAGCUGAGACAGCAAUCACCGCUCCUGCUGUCAACCCGGGUGUAGUGCAUCACCCUGAGCCCACCCACCGAGGGUGCCUUCCUCCGCUUCUUAGGGCUUCGGGAGCCCUUAGGGACGAAGCGGCAGGGGCGCCUCUCUUCAGAGAGGAGGCGACCUCGUAGCCCCGGAUGCGGCCAGAGGGCGCGGGAAUGGAGCUCGGCGGCUGCGAGGAGCGCCUGCCGGAGGAGAGCAGGAGGGAGCACUGGCAAUUGCUGGGUAAUUUGAAGACUACUGUGGAGGGUUUGGUGUCAGCCAACAGUCCCAACGUCUGGUCCAAGUAUGGUGGCCUGGAACGGCUUUGCAGGGACAUGCAAAGCAUCCUCUAUCAUGGGCUCAUCCAUGACCAGCAGGUUUGUUGCCGCCAGACUGAUUACUGGCAGUUUGUGAAGGACAUCCGCUGGCUCAGUCCCCACUCAGCCCUUCAUGUGGAGAAGUUCAUCAGCCUGCAUGAGAACGGCGAGAGCGGUGCGGAUGGUGAGAGCGGGGACAGUGACAGCGGGCGCGCCGUGGCUGAGCUGUGGCUGCAGCACAGUUUGCAGCGGCACUGUCUCUCUGCCCAGCUCCGGCCUUUGCUGGGGGACAGGCAGUACAUCAGAAAAUUCUACACUGACACUGCUUUCCUGCUAAGCAAUGCCCACGUCACGGCCAUGCUCCAAUGCCUGGAAGCCGUGGAACAGAACAACCCCCGCCUCCUGGCUCAGCUUGAUGCAUCUAUGUUUGCCCGGAAGCAUGAGAGCCCGCUGCUGGUAACCAAGAGCCAGAGCCUGACAGCUCUGCCUGGAUCCACGUGCACGACUUCAACCAGCUACGCUCAGCAUCCCUACUUUGGGUCCUUCUCUAGCCUCCACCAGUCCGCACCCAACCACAGCUCAGAAAGAAGAUCCACUUCCUUUUCACUCUCUGGCCCUCCCCGGAAACCUCAAGAAAGCAAAGAGCAUGUCUCACCAGCGCAGGAUCAGACCUUCCAAGCCCCCCUGCUUGCAGUCUCCUCAUUAGCUGGGGAUCCCCCCUCAACCCCAAAUGAGAUGAGCUCUAGCACUCUGACCAGCCCCCUAGAAGCAUCCCAGGUCAGCAGCCAGAAUGAUUCUCCAAGCGAUGCCAGCGAGGGGCCUGAGUACUUGGCCAUUGGCAACCUGGAUCCCCGAGGCCGGACUGCCAGCUGUCAGAGUCACAGCAGCAAUGCUGAGAGCAGCAGCUCCAACUUGUUCUCCUCCAGCAGCUCGCAGAAGCCGGACUCUGCUGCCUCUUCCCUAGGCGAGCAGGAGGGAGGUGGGCAGAGCCAGCUGUCCAGCGUCCUUCGCAGGUCCAGCUUCUCCGAGGGGCAGACACUCACUGCCACCAGCGGAACAAAGAAGAGCCACACUCGCUCCCAUUCGGACACCAACAUUGCCUCCAGAGGAGCCCCAGGAGGCCCCAGGAAUAUCACCAUUAUAGUUGAAGAUCCCAUUGCAGAAUCCUGCAAUGAUAAGUCGAAGUUGAGAGGCCCCUUGCCCUACUCUGGCCCAAGCAGUGAAGUCAGCACACCCAGCUCUCUGUACAUGGAGUAUGAGGGUGGUCAGUACCUGUGCUCUGGGGAGGGCAUGUUCCGAAGACCAUCAGAAGGACAGUCCCUCAUCAGCUAUCUGUCUGAGCAAGACUUUGGAAGCUGUGCAGACCUGGAAAAGGAGAAUGCGCACUUCAGCAUCUCAGAGUCCUUGAUUGCCGCCAUUGAGCUCAUGAAGUGUAACAUGAUGAGCCAGUGCCUAGAAGAGGAGGAGGAAGAGGAGGAGGACAGUGACAGAGAGAUCCAGGAACUGAAGCAGAAGAUCCGCCUUAGGCGCCAGCAGAUCCGCACCAAAAACCUGCUCCCCAUGUACCAGGAGACUGAGCAUGGAACAGGCUUUCGGGUCAUUUCUAGCAGCUCCCAGUUUAGUUCACGUGAUUCAACGCAGUUCUCUGACUCUGGCUCUGCGGACGAGGUUGAUGAAUUUGAAAUCCAAGAUGGUAGCGAAGGAUCUAACCUGACUCACAUGUCAAAGAACGGACUCUCAGUGUCAAUGGCCUCGAUGUUUUCAGAUGCUGACAUCAGAAGGAGCACAGCCUCAAACAGCAAAUCCUUCACUUCUUCUCAAUCCUUCUCUCACUGCUUUCUUCACUCCACGUCUGCGGAGGCAGUGGCCAUGGGACUCUUGAAGCAGUUCGAAGGCAUGCAGCUCCCAGCUGCCUCAGAGCUGGAAUGGCUAGUUCCAGAGCACGAUGCCCCUCAGAAGCUCCUGCCCAUCCCUGACUCACUGCCCAUCUCACCAGAUGACGGGCAGCAUGCUGACAUCUACAAGCUGCGGAUUCGUGUUCGUGGCAACUUGGAGUGGGCCCCACCCCGGCCUCAGAUCAUUUUUAAUGUUCAUCCAGCCCCGACGAGGAAGAUCGCGGUGGCCAAGCAGAAUUACCGCUGCGCAGGGUGUGGCAUUCGGACCGACCCUGAUUAUAUCAAGCGGCUGCGGUACUGUGAGUACUUGGGCAAGUACUUCUGUCAGUGCUGCCAUGAAAAUGCCCAGAUGGUCAUCCCCAGCCGGGUUCUGCGCAAGUGGGACUUCAGCAAGUACUAUGUCAGCAACUUCUCCAAGGACCUUCUCAUUAAGAUCUGGAACGAUCCUCUUUUCAAUGUGCAGGACAUCAACAGUGCCCUCUAUAGGAAGGUCAAGCUGCUCAAUCAAGUCCGGCUGCUGCGGAUUCAGCUGUAUCAUAUGAAGAACAUGUUCAAGACAUGCCGACUGGCCAAAGAGCUUCUGGAUUCCUUUGACACAGUUCCAGGCCACCUGACCGAGGAUCUUCACCUGUACUCACUGAAUGACUUGACUGCAACCAGGAAGGGGGAACUGGGGCCCCGGCUUGCUGAGCUCGCCAAGGCAGGGGCUGCCCACGUAGAGCGAUGCAUGCUCUGCCAAGCCAAGGGCUUCAUCUGUGAGUUCUGUCAGAAUGAGGAUGACAUCAUCUUUCCUUUUGAGCUCCAUAAGUGCCGGACCUGUGAAGAGUGUAAAGCAUGUUACCAUAAAGCUUGUUUCAAGUCUGGAAGCUGUCCCCGGUGUGAGCGGCUGCAGGCCCGGCGGGAACUGCUGGCCAAACAGAGCCUGGAGUCUUACAUGUCAGACUACGAGGAGGAACCCACGGAAGCCUUGGCCCUAGAGGCCACCGUCCUGGAGGCCACCUGAAGAAGGCGCAUUAAACCCUCUUUCCAGGGGCCAGGGUCACAUGUUAUGCAGAACUGAGCCACCCUUUCAAGGACUUUCCCGACUUGGGUUUUUUUUUUCCUUUAAUUCUUAUCAUUAUCAUUAUUUUUUUUUAAUGACUUGUCUAACGUCCAUGUAAGUCAACCUUUGUUAGGUUGGUGGGGUCCAAUCUGUUGUGAUAAUUUGUAGGUACCGGGUAUUUCCAUCAGAACUGACACGAGUCCUUAUGUGAAGCUUCUAGUGCCUCUGUCAGGAAUGGACGGUGAGACCUGAUUCUUCUGACAUCCGUGGCCUUCUCUACUUGGACCAGAUCUGGUUUCAGCUGCAUUUCAAGUAUCAUUUCUGGUUUUAUUUUGUUUUAGUUCUGGAGCUUCUAAGUCAGGCCUUUUGCAACCAACUGACUUCUCCUUUGCUGCUGAAAUAGGAGGAUGGAGUUUUCUCUCUCUGUCCUGGAAUGGAGUCAGACUGGGCCCUGAGGAGAAGCUGCAGAGAAUGGGACUGCAUCAUGGGCAUCCUGUCCAACUUAUGUAGGUCUUUGUGAGGCCGUGAAAAUAGCAUUCUUACCUGGAAUCCUCAAUGACCCUGAGGCCACCUUGACCUCCUUGUUUGAGAUCGUCUAGGCAUCGAAGAUGUCACAGACUGACUUUCUUUACCCUGGUGGGGUUGAAGCAAAGAAGCAGAACUGUUACUUAAGCCAGGCCCCUUCAUGACCUUCCACCAGGCAGAAGCGAGGCUGCAGCUCUGUUGCUUCAAGAGCAUUUAUUCAGUCAGAGGAGCUGUUGGCCUCCUCUUACGUGAUAAGGUCUCUUUUAGUCAACCUAGCUCUGGUGCAGAUAUGAUCUUUCAAGCUCAGGCAAGUCCCCGAUGCCAUCCUAAGCUGCAAACAGAAACUCCAUCCACUGUCUUAUUUGUGGGUCUCUUGCCACUGUGUUCUCUGUUAGACGGUCAUUUUGGUUCUGAGUGAAGGUAUGGCCCCACUCUAUUCUCAUCCCCUUCCUGCAUCAGAGCUGGGACCCUCCUUGGUGGCUGAACUCUUGCCUUAGUUUCUUUUGUUAAAAUCAAGGUGGGGGCAGGGAGAUUUCUGCCAUUAGUGGGGUGAGAAAACUUGGCCAUUUGUGGGUGUGAGUGUGAAUGUUCCUAUUAUGCACUGAAUUCUGUAGUCUGGUGAUAUCCAUAUGUUCACUCAUUCUUUUCAUAUUACUAAUUUUAACAAAUCUUUAACAUACCUUUUCUUAAAAUGUGCAUUUUGAUGGGACCAUGAAUAUGUUUGUGGUGUUCUUUACGUUGUUGCCGUAGCCCCGACCCCCACCUAGAAUGCCGGUCAGGGCUGCUGUUCUGAGGGCUGGUAGCUCUGUGAACAAGAGCCCACAGCACUUUUUCCCUGGGCCUGACUUCUUGUAUACCUGUCUUUCCAUAAUUGGCUGCUGAUAGAAAAAACUUGGUUUGGAUGCUGCCCCAAGAAGCUGAAUAGAAAGCAGCACACAGUCGGCGGAAGCUGAUGAGUGACUGAGCUGGAGACAGCCGGGAGUCUCACAGGAAGUGGAAGGGGCUGUAGGGUAAUGACCAGAGCUGAGGCUUCACCUGGGCCAGAGAUAGCAGGGAAUAAGUGACCCAUGGCAUUGGUCUCUCUUCCUCAGACUUAGGAUCAGGCCAGAAGACCCUGAGGCUCUUCUCCCUUCAAGUCAUAGAGGAGGCUCUGAGGCCAAGUCCUGUAGCCCAGCCCGGUUUUGAGGGGCUAACUAGGAGCUCCGUUGCCUUUCAAAGAGCUUUGGGAAUGGCCUCAUACUACUCAAGUCUUACUAAGGGUUAGGCCUCAGAUUCAAACUCAGGGGUUUGUUAAAGAAAAAAGCUGAGCUCUGUGUCCAGUUUUGGUAUACAUUACACAUCUAGCUCCUUAGUCUUAAGUCACUACACUGGAGGAGAGAGGCACUGUCAUUAUUGUCCCGCCUGUUUUGUAUUAGCAGAGGACCAAAGGAUGGAAAACCUGACAGUUUCCAAAGUUGAGCUCAACGAUCUUACAGGCUCCUGGUUUUUCACUUAUUUUUCUCCACCUUCCCCAUUCCAUCUUCUUAGAUUGCAUAGCUGUUUUAGGGACCCUGACACUCUGCUGUCAUUACUAUCCAAAUACCCAUUUAUUUAUUUAUUUGAGAGGAAAGAGAGAGAAGAGUGAGUAUGGGAUGUUUUGAAAGCACUUUGCAACUUACAGCAGUAUCUAAAAACCCCCAGCUGUUGUGGGGGAAAGUUUGAAUGCACUGAAGAGCAUUCCUUCUAAAUGAAAUGGGAGGGAAGAAGUUCUUUUUUAUAAAUAAAGGGAAAAAAGUUACAAGUUGGCUUACAAGGUAGAGACAAGGUUCAAGACAUAGCAGAAGAGUGGAAGGCAGGUAUUUUCCACUUUAAUGAGGCUGUUAUUGACUUUCUCUGCCAAGGCUUUAGAGCUUCAGUUAAUUAACAUAAAAGGAGCAAGAGUCUAAAUAGAGAUGUUCUGUUCAUGUACAACUCGUGUUCUGAACUGAAUUUCUACUCGCUGUAAUUCAUACACAGCCUAACAGUCUGUUGUCAUCUUCAAUAAACUAAGGAAAUGAAA